UUAAUUCUGUACUCAUGCAUUCACUAAUCCCACACUCAGCCAUGGAAGCCCUUCUUUUCCAAUACCUAGCCAUUGUUGCCUUCAUUAUCAUCCUUUACAAGUAUUUAUGGUCAAGGCCCAAGAGCCCCCAACCCCCUGAACCAUCUGGUGCUUUACCCAUCAUUGGCCACCUCUAUAUGCUGCUAAGGGGUGGAGUAACCCUUGCCCGAUCACUUAGUGCCUUUGCCGACAAACAUGGCCCAAUUUUCACAAUUCGUCUCGGCGUUAAUAGAGCCUUUGCAGUGAGCAGCUUGGAUCUGAUCAAGGACUUCUUCACCAUCCAUGACAAGGCCUUUGCCACACGCCCACCAAGUGCUGCAGGCAAAUACAUGGGCUACAAUUAUGCUUUCUUUACCUUUGCCCCUCAUGGCCCCUAUUGGCGUGAUAUCAAGAAGAUGGUCACCCUUGAACUCCUCUCCAAGAACCGACUUGAAAAGCUCAAGCACGUAACAGCGGCUGAGGUUAAUGCAUGCAUCAAAGAGUUAUACUCAUAUUGGGCUGAGGAUAAGGGUGGUGCUGCUCCAGUUCCCGUGGAGAUAGAUCGUUGGUUCUGUCGCUUGAAUUUCAAUGUCAUCACCAAGAUGAUCGCGGGGAAACGAUAUUUCAAUACCUUUGAUGAUGCCAAAGACAAGAAUGAAGCUCAGGAAUUCGAGGAAAAUAUUGAGGAACUUGUAAGGUUGAGUGGGAUCCUCGUCCCGUCGGAUUUGGUGCCUUUCCUGGAAUGGAUGGAUUUGGGAGGACAUUUGAAAGCCAUGAAAUCUGUUGCUAAGAAACUUGACAUUCUAAUUGGGAAGUGGCUGGAAGAUCAUCUUCAUCUUCAUAAGAAUAAGCAGAAACUUUCAUCAGGUGAUGAGGAGGCACAGGAGGACUUUAUGGACCUGAUGCUAUCAAUAUUGCCCGAGAAAAAAUUGAUGCAUGGUUAUGACCGUGAUACUGUCAUCAAAGCAACUGUACUGACUCUUAUCGUAGGUGGCACCGACACAACGUUCAUAGCCUUAACAUGGGCCCUAGCCUUACUCUUGAAUCAUCCCAUAGUGUUAAAAAAAGCCCAAGAUGAGUUGGAUGCUUAUGUUGGCAAAGAUAGAAACGUGGAUGAAUCAGAUAUUAAGAACCUCGUCUACCUUCAAGCCAUUGUUAAAGAGACACUACGCUUAUAUCCACCUGGACCUGUAUUGCCACGUGAGGCCAUGGAAGACUGCCAAUUGGGUGAAUAUCAUGUCCCCAAAGGCACACCUUUGUUUGUAAACGUAUGGAAACUGCACCGAGACCCUAGUGUGUGGUCAGACCCUGAUGAGUUCCAACCUGAAAGAUUUCUCACAUCCCAUGCAGACGCAGACUUCAAGGCUCAACAAUUCCAGUAUAUCCCAUUCAGUGCCGGUAGGAGGCUAUGCCCUGGUAUCACCUUGGCCACACAGAUCUUCCACUUGACACUUGCUCGUCUUCUCCAUGGAUUUGAUAUUAUGACCACUUCGCAUGGACCAGUGGACAUGACUGAAGCUAUAAGCCUCACCUUACCUAGAGCAAACCCUCUUCAUGUUCUUCUCACCCCACGCUUGCCUUCUAAGCUCUAUGAAAACUAGACUCGAAAGAGUUCUAAUAGGAAAAAGUGAGAGUGCAUCUCUUGUGAUAGGGAUAUCGUAUGGUUUGUUUUCAUAAAGAAUCCUAUAGUAGAUAGAUUCCCUUGUUGUAACUUUGUUUUACUUUCUCUGUUGUAUCUUAAUAAGUUUAUCUAAAUUCUAUUGUAGUCUUUCUCUCU
Messenger RNA from Macadamia integrifolia, 1795 nucleotides. Its product is annotated as cytochrome P450 CYP82D47-like. NCBI's taxonomy places the organism in Eukaryota, Viridiplantae, Streptophyta, Magnoliopsida, Proteales, Proteaceae. The coding region runs from base 15 to 1619 and encodes 534 amino acids. The record is from RefSeq and is a predicted model, not a curated record. Gene Ontology annotation, biological process: defense response to other organism. The transcript is spliced from 2 exons. Gene Ontology annotation, molecular function: oxidoreductase activity, acting on paired donors, with incorporation or reduction of molecular oxygen; heme binding; iron ion binding.